Messenger RNA from Henningerozyma blattae CBS 6284, 3357 nucleotides. RefSeq lists its product as uncharacterized. Bases 1 to 3357 code for a protein of 1118 amino acids. Lineage: Eukaryota; Fungi; Ascomycota; Saccharomycetes; Saccharomycetales; Saccharomycetaceae. The record is from RefSeq and is a predicted model, not a curated record. Gene Ontology annotation, molecular function: phosphatidylinositol binding. Gene Ontology annotation, cellular component: cytoplasm. The transcript has a single exon. Gene Ontology annotation, biological process: signal transduction; regulation of GTPase activity.
AUGAAUAAUCAAACUAGCGCCCAUGACUCCACGCCGAGUCUCAUUGGUGAAUACGAAUCUGGAUUUUCAAAUUCAAAUAUCAGUUUAUCGAAUAGUAGUAAUACUCAUAUGCACCAUAAUAAAAACAAUAUGAAUACUCAUAACAAUAUUAGCGUCACUGAUAAUACUAUGAUGAAUGAGGAUGAACUGAUUAUAAAGAAUAAAAUCCUAAGAGAAAAGAUUAGGGAAAAUCAAACAAAAAUUAAAAAAUUUCAAAAUGAUAUUCGUUCAUUAUACAACUUAACUCUCAACCAUUCAGAUUCAAAAUCAAAUAUUGUCAUGGAUGUUAAUAUUCCAUUUGAAACAUUAUUGAAUAAUGUGAAGAGUUUACCGGAAUAUAUAGAUCUUCAAAAUGAAUAUUCUCCAGUUAAUCUAAAACCUGUUUUACAAGAGAGGAAACCAAGACCCAGCAGAAAUGUUAAAGAUUUGGAUCUUGAUUUGAAGUUGCCCCAAAGGUACUAUGACAGAAAUCAAGCUGUAAAUUCACCCACUAUCACUACUACUGCUGUUUCUACAGUCACUACCACCCCUAAUCCAGCUUCAACUGUUAAUACUAAUACCACAAAUAAUACUAUGAAAGAUACUCCUUCUAAAAAUAAUAUAACUAUAACUGACCGUGAUGAACUUGCAGCAUUAGCCGCACCAGCUACUUCUGUAUCUUAUACCACUUCAAGGAUAUCUAUUUCAUCUCCAAAUAAGAAAAAAAUGAACGUUCCUUCAAAUACAAUUGCCCCCACAUUUGCAUCUGCUAAUACAACAUCAGCUCCCACAAAUACAUCAAAAACAAUAACUGAGCCUCCUGCACAAAAGAGUUCGUUUGAAAAUGAAUCUACAAAAUCACCAAUGGUUUCAGAUACAACACCAAGUCAUAGCAUAUCGAGUAAUAUACCAGGCUUGAAAAUUGCACGUACACCAUUACAAAAUAAUGGAUCUACAUUUAAUAAUGCAAAUAAUACAGAUUUCUCAAAACCAAAUUCAAUUGAUUUUUCACCCACAUCCACUAGUCAAUCUCAAUCCCAAUUGAACUUAUUUAAUAGUUUGAUGGAUACAGCUUUUGAUGGUACAGAAACCAAGGAUAGAAAUUCAAAUGAUGAUAAUCGUUUAAGUUUCUCUUUGCAUAGCUCAGAUUUGAAAAAAUCAACAACUGUUACUACUACAACCUCAUCCAUAAGAACUUACGUACCUUCAAACGAUAAUGUGAUAGAGAAAUCCAUCUCAAAUUCUAAUUUACAAGCAUCAACUACUACAACUUAUAAAUCACCAUCUCCUAGAAGAAAAUCUGCGAUUGAUUUUAGAUCUCCUUCCACAAGAAGAAACUCUUCAAUAAUGUCAAUGCCAAAAUCAGAUAUACCGUUAUUUGUUCAGCCUUCAGAAAUUGAUACUAUUAAACUUGAAGUGCUCAGUACUUUGUAUUCAGAAAAUGAAAAAAUACACGAUGAUCCAAGCUCCAUUUUAUCACUAUUCAGUGUAAUUGAUCGAAGUUCUGACAAGGAGAUGUUCAAAUUUUCCAAAAACCCACAACAAAUAUAUGAUUUGGCAAAAUUCAUUCAUUCUGAUAUGCCUUCACAACCAUUUCCUAAAUUACCAUCAAAACAAACUUUUGAAUCCUUUAUACCAGCAAAAAUUGACUAUCGAUUAAAUUUACUAAAUGAAUAUUUUCGAAUGUUAUCAAACUUACCUGUACUAACCCCGAAGACUUCUUUUAAAGUUGCUGAAUUUUUAAGUACUGAUACUGUUAUGCGUCCAUUAAUACUAGAUGAUGAAGAAACAAUUGAAGGUCCCCUUAUUAUGAGAAAAACCAAAACAUUGGGCAAUACUACCCCUUGGAAAUUGAAACAUGGUGUAUUAGACAAUGGUGAAAUUAAAGUCUACGAAAAUUCUAUAAAGACUGAUGAAAUUAGAUUAAAGCAAGCAAAUCUAGAAAUUAUGCAAAACUCUCAUGAUGAUAGAAAUGGCGCAAAAAAUGGUUUCAUAAUUACUGAACAUAAAAAAAGUGCUUUAACGGCUAAUCCUAAGUACUUCUUUUGUACUGAAACAUUAAAGCAACGUGAAAAUUGGAUUAAGCAUAUUAGUAUUUACAUGGAAAAUGAAAUUAUAAUGCCAACAAACUCUAGAUCGUCUGAGUCUAUCUCUACGUCAGAUAAAAUUGCAAAUGAAGUACCGACAACUCCAUCAAACAUAGCAACCUCAACCGCACCUUCAAUUGCUGAUAAGGAUCAAACUAGAAAUGAAUCUAUAUCUUCCUUUGGUCCCACAUUUGUGACAGACUUAUCUGGUGGUUCUCCAUAUUCAGCAGUGAACAAUUCUAAUACUAUUUCUAAUAAAGGUAACGAUGCCAAUCCUUUAACAAAGAAUGAAAGUCCAACACUAAGCACAGUUAAUAGCAGUUCUUCCUCUGUAAAUGGUUCACAGACAUCUAGUGUAAACUCUGAUAAGAAAAAGAUCAAAAUGAGAAAUUUAUUCCCAUUUAAAAAAGUUCCAAAUAGUCAAAUGAACAAUACGAACAAUAAUAGUAAUAGUAACAAUAAUAAUACUAACAGUUCAAGUCCAUUAGAACCGAUGCCAGAGAAUGCAGAGUUAGAUACGUCUGCAGCGCCCAAUUUUAUUUUAAAUAUUACUAAUAAUAAUACCAAUAGUCUAUCAACUACCAUGUUCGAUCCAUCUAAAUUUAUGUUCGGUGCCCCAAUCGAAGUUCAAUUAAAACUAAGUUCACAUCUUUAUAAGAAUAGAUUUCAAAUACCUUCAGUUAUUUUUAGAUGUGUUGAAUUUCUAUAUAAAAAGAACUGUUUAAAAAGUGAUGGUAUUUUCCGUUUAAGUGGCUCAAGUAUUCUGAUCAAAGCAGUACAAGAAGUAUUUGAUAGAGAAUUUGAUAUUGAUUUACUUGAUCCAAAUGAAUUAAACAAACAUGAAGGCUUAACUAACAUUGAUGUUAAUGUAGUUUGCAGUUUAUUGAAAUUAUAUUUGAGAAAGUUACCUCAUUCCAUUAUUGGUGAUGAAAAUUUCAAUGUAUUCAAUGGAAUUGUAGAAAGAUUUAAUGGACAAGAUGAAGUUAUUGCAUUGGAGUAUAGAAACCUCGUUAAAAAUGGUGUAAUUAAGAAGGAUAAUUUAGGUUUAUCGUAUGCAUUAUUCGAUUUAUUAAACAAUGUGAUACAAAAUAAAACAUUCAAUAGAAUGGGGUUAAGAAAUCUUUCCAUUGUAUUCUCAACAACAUUACAGAUUCCUGCAAACAUAUUACAACCGUUUAUUGUUGACUUCAAUUGUAUAUUUGAAGGUGGAUUACCAUUAGAUGACGUUUCGAGAAGACAAUUCAUGGAGUAA